Chaetomium fimeti is the source of this 3379-nucleotide messenger RNA. RefSeq lists its product as uncharacterized. The coding region runs from base 111 to 3305 and encodes 1064 amino acids. The record is from RefSeq and is a predicted model, not a curated record. Gene Ontology annotation, biological process: subtelomeric heterochromatin formation. NCBI's taxonomy places the organism in Eukaryota, Fungi, Ascomycota, Sordariomycetes, Sordariales, Chaetomiaceae. Gene Ontology annotation, cellular component: nucleus. The transcript has 7 exons.
AGACCUCCACUCUCUCCCCUCUCCCCUCUCUCCUCUCCCCCCCCGCCUCUCUUCCGCCUCUCUACUUCAGCUCUUCCUACUCUCUCUCUACUGGACGACCACCACCAGCCAUGGUCCUGUUCAAACGCAAACCGGUGCAGUUCCUGCCCGUACCAGAGAUUGAUGAUGAAAACCAAGAGGUCUGGCAUAUCUCCCAGACCGGCGAGGUCUUUCUCACAUAUGAGGACUACCUAAAUAGGUUAGACUUUUACAACCAGAAACGCUUCAUUUGCACCAUCAGCGGCCACUCCGGUCUGACCUUUUUCGACGCGCUCGAGAGCGAGCUCGCCGGUGCCGCCGAAGUAGACCAAGCAUUCCCCGAGGCUCUCAAGGGGCCCAUACUUCGACGGGUCCAAUUUCAGACCGUGUCCCGCAUCGAUACGCUUGUCGACCAGGUGUAUGACGAAUUCAAGAACGACUACUACCCCGGCGAGGGCGUGACCGUUUUCAUCUUGGGCGGCGAGAGGUUGCAGGGCGUAGUGAGAGAUAAGACACGUUUCGGUAGCAAGGUCCUCCCCGACGGCACCCUCACGGUGCCCUUCUCGCGCUACUUUGUCAGCUUGGAUGAGCGACCGGACGAGGAGGCCGUGGUGGAUGACUCGCACAUUUUCCGUGACCGCAAGGUAUUCACCAAGGCCGUUCUGCGCUCCUUCAUCAAGAAGACGGUGACAAGAGAGGCUUGGAACGGGGCGCCGUGGUUGGUCAAGCACGACGUGGCCGAGAAGUACCACAUCGACACCCGCAUACCGCCCCAUCUGCGCUACGACAACAAACUUCUCGAGCGGAAACAGAUGCAGCUCCAGAAGAAGGCCUCGCAGUUCGAUCCCAAUCUAGCAGUCUCGGGCCCCUCAGGUCCCGUAAGCCCUACCGGGUACAGGUUACCCGACCUCAAGCCUGCACCGAAGAGCCACAAGUCGAAGGAGUACCAGCUCCAGCAGCAAAAUGCGAUCAAGGGGAAGCAUAGCACGUUUGGAGGACACGAACCCGGCGCGUUCGUUCACCUGCCGCUCCCCGGCAACCCCUUCCAGUUCCCCAUGUCCUUCCGAGGCCAAGUGUCGCCACCCGCUGCCAGGCAGCCCGAACCGACACCACCCCCGCCGCCUCCGAAAUACCCGAUCGAGGAUCUGCAGGUCGAGCCCCGCCGUAUGGUUCGGCCACAGCUCAAGUACAUGUGCAGCGACACGCCGGUCGAGGUCGCCCCCGAGGCCAAGUCGCCACUCGGCGACAAAAUCCUAAUGAAGUCAAUAGGGCCACUUCUCGAGACGUGGGACACGUUGAAUGUCUAUUGCGAGAUCUUUAAGCUCGACUCGUUCACAUUUGACGACUAUGUGGAAGCCAUGUUGGUCGCCUCUGCGGAGACCCCUGUUCAACUAUUUGACGAAAUUCACUGUGCGGUACUCAAAAUCUUAGUUACCUCGGAGGCCGAAGGUGGCAAGGUUCAGAUCCAGCUGCCGGAACUGGAAGAGGAAGAAGAGGAGGAGGAGGAUGACGAGGAGGAAGAGAGCACCGCGCCCACGCCCGAACCGGAGCCGCAACCGUCAGGCCGUGCGACUAGGAGAAGCUUGGCCAAGGCGGAAGCAGACAGGCUCGCGGCAGAGGCGGCGGCUGCAGAGAAAGAGAUGCAGGAAGCCGAGGACGCGCCCAGGCAUCUGGCCGAGGAGCUAAUCCGAGACUACGACUGGAUCGAGCAUCUGACGAAGCGCGAUUUCAAGGAAGGCGGGUGGGAAAUGAUCAUGGUCGGGCUACUGCACCAACUUUCCCUGAGCGAGCGGCUCAAUGCGAGCUGCGAGGAGCUUCUCGAGCAGCUGGUCCCGACCGAUGCCGAGCCCACCCAGGAGACGGUGCGCGAGAGAUAUUCCGCCCUUGACGUCAACUAUCGCGUUCAGGCGCUGCAGAUCAUUUGCAUGCUCACCUCCGAGACGAGGGCCAUCCGCGGGUACAUGGAGGACUGUAGUGAAACCAUGACGGCGUACAGGAAGGAGAAGAUUGAGUGGCAGAGAAAGAGGAAGUUGCUGAUUGAGGAACUCAAGGGCCUCAACGAUCAACGCAAGAUCCUCUUGCCUGACAACCUUCCUCCGAGCCCACCCCUAGAGCCGGUAAAGACCAACGGGGACGUCAAGAUGUCGGAUGUGGAGGACUUACCCGCCAACACCUCGGAUGAGGUUCCGGACUCGGACGACGAGGGCCCGGCAAGGAAGUUGCGCCGCGCCAACGACCGCGCGGCGGAGCGCAAGCGCAAAGCCGAGAAGGAGCAGGAGCGGAAAGAGAAGGCCGAGGCAGCCGCCAAGGUGCCGAAGCAGUCGAAGCAGUUCCAGCGGGUGCUCAAGGACAUCCAGAAGAAGGAAGACGAGAUUGCCGAGUGCGAACGCGAGAUUGCCAUCAUCGACAACGACCUGCGCGAGGCCGACUGCCCGCGCACGCGCGUGCUGGGCAAGGACCGCUUCUGGAACCGGUACUACUGGUUCGAGCGCAACGGCAUGCCCUACGGCGGGCUACCAGACAGCUCCACGGCGUCGGCGGGCUACGCCAACGGGUGCCUCUGGGUGCAGGGCCCGGACGAGCUCGAGCGCGAGGGCUACAUCGACAUGCUCCCCGAGUACCAGGACGAGUACAAGGCCAAGUUCGACAUGACGGUGCCGGAACGCAAGAAGCUUGAGGAGGGCGCCACCAGCGUGUUCAACGCCUGCCAGUGGGGGUACUACGCCAACCCGGAAGACGUGGAUGCGCUCCUCGGCUGGCUCGACCCCCGCGGGUUCAACGAGCUGAAGCUGCGCAAGGAGCUCGUCAACUACCGCGACAAGAUCGCCAAGAACAUGGAGAGCCGCAAGGCCUACCUCGCCACGGCAGAGGAAGAACAGCAGGUCAAGGAGAACGGCAAGGCCAAGGCCAGCAGCGAAGAAGCCGCCGACGACGAAGAAUCCACCCCGACGCCCGCCGCCGCCACGCCGCCCCCCACCACAGGCAAAAACAAACGCAUGAGCACGCGCGGCCGCGGCGUCACCACCAUCUCGGCGCCGCCCCUGCCGUCGGAGCCGGAACGGGAGCCCACGCCGGCCGCCGCCGCCGCCGCCGCGCCCGUGACGUACCGCUGCAUGGACUGGCAGAACACCAUGGCGCUCGACGAGAUCGGCCACCUGCACAGCUUGGAACCGCCCCCGGCCAGGUCCCGCAAGAUGACCAAGAAGAAGGAGGCUGCCAUCACUGCGGCUGCGGCUGCGUCGGCUGAGCCGGAUGUCAUGGUUACUAGGGGGAAGAGGAAGCGCUAGCCUACUUCUUUUUUCGUCGCUUUUAGGGGUGUUUGUUUGUUUGCCUGAGCGGAGUGGAGUUGGUGGUUGUGGUU